Messenger RNA from Dicentrarchus labrax (European seabass), 2292 nucleotides. Its product is annotated as 14-3-3 protein epsilon. Gene Ontology annotation, cellular component: cytoplasm. Bases 152 to 874 code for a protein of 240 amino acids. Gene Ontology annotation, biological process: signal transduction. The record is from RefSeq and is a predicted model, not a curated record. The transcript is spliced from 7 exons. Lineage: Eukaryota; Metazoa; Chordata; Actinopteri; Moronidae.
ACGCCAUCUUUACGCCAGUUGCCACCGGUGGGUCUUCGGUCCAGCGGAGCGGCAGUGCUGUUGCUGAUCCACCACCAGGAAUCGCCGAGCAGCCGUUAAUCCCUUCCUUUCCACCGGGACGCCGCGAACAGUCCCAACCACCCCGAGCACCAUGGCAGACAGAGAGAACCUAGUAUACCAGGCGAAACUCGCCGAACAAGCGGAGAGAUAUGACGAAAUGGUGGAGUCGAUGAAGAAGGUGGCCAGUAUGGACGUAGAGCUGACGGUGGAGGAGAGGAACCUGCUCUCAGUAGCAUAUAAGAACGUGAUCGGAGCCAGAAGAGCUUCCUGGAGGAUAAUCAGCAGCCUCGAACAGAAAGAAGAAAACAAAGGCGGAGAAGACAAAUUAAAGAUGAUCCGAGAAUACAGGAAAACGGUUGAGAAAGAGCUGAAAUCAAUCUGCAACGACAUUCUGGAUGUACUGGACAAGCACCUCAUCUUAGCUGCAGUCGCGGGAGAAUCUAAGGUUUUCUACUACAAAAUGAAGGGAGAUUACCACAGGUACCUGGCAGAGUUUGCCACAGGCAACGACAGGAAGGAGGCGGCAGAGAACAGUUUGGUUGCGUACAAAGCUGCUAGCGACAUCGCCUUGAUCGAACUCCCUCCAACGCACCCCAUUCGUCUGGGAUUGGCCCUUAACUUUUCAGUUUUCUAUUAUGAAAUCCUCAACUCGCCGGACCGCGCUUGCAGGUUGGCGAAGGAAGCGUUUGACAAUGCCAUCGCAGAACUGGACACGCUGAGCGAGGAGAGCUAUAAGGACUCAACACUUAUCAUGCAGUUGCUACGUGACAACUUGACACUAUGGACCUCAGACGUGCAGGGAGAUGAGUCUUAAGGACAGCCCUCUUCCUUCACUCUUCCUCCAUUGUAGAAGUGUGUUUUGUGAAGAACAGAACAAAGAAGCACUGCAAGAUGCGGAGGAAGAGACCCAGUGAGACUGAACAACACAAGACAAGCCCUCCUCCUCUUCCUCCUCCUCUUCUUUCUCUCCUCCCAGCACUCGGGUUUAUACCGCAGCCCACACUCUUUCUCUACCUUCUCCUCCAUUUCUUUACCCAUCUGUCUCACCUUUUCUCCCCCCCUCCCUCGUAUGCACGUCAUCUCCCAGCGCCCCCACCCGGGCCUCCGUUCCCACUCCCACCCUCACCCCCUCCCUCGGGGGGUUUUACCUUAUGUUUUUUUUUUUUUUUUUUUGAUGACUCAUUUUUGCAAGCCUGUACCCUUUAAAAAGAAAAAGGUUCAUGUCCUCUUUUACUGUCUUUAUUUUGCUUUAUUUUUAUUUUAUUUUUGCUGUAUCAUCUGUUGCCAAGUAUGCUUGCCUGUAUUUGUAACACACACUUACACACACACACACAACACACACACACACACACAUAUGCAAGAGUUUAUUUAAAGAUACUUUGCUGGGUUUUUUUUUUUUUUGUUGUUUUCCUGUGUGUAUGUGUGUUUAUGAACAAUAUCGUGUCCGUGCUUCUGUCGGGUCGGUUUUGGAAAAACAACAGUGAUGGAAGGUUUAAAAAGGGAUGCGUUAAAAGCUUUUAGGACAAACUAUAAGUGCCCUCUUUUACUUUGUGGUUACCAAACCUGCUCCUUCAACACAUCAAUAGGUUGGGGGUUUUUUUUUUUUUUUUUUUUAAAUAACAAACAGCAGACUGUCCCUCCCUCCCUCCCUCCCUCCACCUCCACCGCCUCCCGUUCUCCGAGCAUCACUCUGACCUCUAUUCUUGUCCACUCUCGGACCAAGUAUUGUGCUGCGAGGCUGUAGCGCUUUUUGCUAAUGGCAGAUAGUUAGGUAAUGGCUUUUUAGCAGACAAAACUGUGUGUGUGUGCGCGUGUGCGUGGGAGGGGAAUGCUCAACACUCUUUGAUUGUAAUGUAAUGCAGUUUUGCAUUGGCACUAUAUUAAAAAAGAAACUAAAAAUAAAAAAGAAACCAACAGUUUGGGAAAUAGAGGCCUGCUGUAUCUUUACUCCCCUGACUCUUUCAGGUUUUCCUCUCUCUCUCUCUCUCUCUCUCUCUCUCUCUCUCUCUCUCUCUCUCUCUCUCUCUCUCUCUCUCUCUCUCUCUCUCUCUCUCUCUCUCUCUCUCUCGUCUCUUUCCUCUCGUUUUUCCUCUCUUCCUUCUGUUCAGUAUGUGUAACGUGAAUCUGAUUUGUACUACUGGAUGUUCUCACCCGGAGCCACAAGUACCAUCUGUAUUCUUACUGAAACACAGCAUGGAAUUAACAUUAAACUUUAAAUUGAGAAAUGUUAAA